AUGAAAAAGACUCACGUUCUAAAUACCAUCAGAACGGUGGAUAUUAAAACCAUUCGGAAGGAAGGCAUCCAGAAUUUGCAGGAUGAUAUCAAAUCCACUCAUCUUUCUAAGGAAAGUAUCAAAACCUCGUUAAUAGCCAACCUUGUAAAUAAAGAGAAUUGGGAUCUGACCAAGGCAAUGAACUUCUUGGACCUAUCCAUGGCUUGACUAAAGUGUACCCCCUACCAGCCAAGUAAUUUUGAGAAGGUCCUAAAAUUUCCAAGUAAAGAAUCUGAAGCUGAGCUACUCCAUUACCUCUGCAUGGCACAAGAAAGCAUCAAAGUGUGAAUGUACACAUUCACUAAAAGAGAGCUCAUGGACUGCUUAAUAGAAGCAAAGAAAAGAGGUAUCAGAGUUCAGGUCAUUAUGGAUAAAGAGUCUCUUAGCACGCUCUAUAUCCAUGAAUUAUGAGCAUUAGGUAUUGAAUGAACCCAUCACAAUCUCUCAAACUCUGCUAAAAUGCAUCACAAGUUCGCUAUCGUGGAUGAUUUCAUCCUAAUUAACGGCUCUCUCAACUGGACUGCCAAAGGGGUCAAGCAGAACCAUGAAAAUGUGAUGGUCUCAAGCAGUAAGGUCUUCAUAAAAGAAUUCACUCAGGAAUUUGACUUACUAUGGGGAAAGUACUUCCACAACAUCCUAUCCCAGGAAGAUUCAGCUAGAAAAGUCCAUAAGGAAAUGGAAUUCAAGGAGAAAAAGCGAAUUGAGAAAGAAAAAGAGAAGCGAUAUAAUAUGUACACCAAGCAAGUCAGCAAGCUCCUAGAAACUUUCAAAGCAGCCAAGAAGCAGUCUUACCUAGAUGGCACUGCAACCAUUGAAGACCAGAAGAUCUCGAUCGAAAUCGAGAAGAACUUUAGGAAACUCUUUAGAAUCGCGAAUCCCAAAUAGCAAAACUUUUAAAUUCCCAAUAAGAGAAAUUUUAGCCAAAGAUUCAGCCAUCGGCAGAAGCAUGCAGAAAGAUCCUUCUGAAUAUUUGCCCAGGUAAUUUCUAUAUAAGAAACAUACUUA
Messenger RNA from Moneuplotes crassus, 1044 nucleotides. NCBI's taxonomy places the organism in Eukaryota, Ciliophora, Spirotrichea, Euplotida, Euplotidae. The record is from the annotation of a GenBank genome assembly.